Molecule: messenger RNA, 1281 nt
Organism: Armigeres subalbatus
Lineage: Eukaryota; Metazoa; Arthropoda; Insecta; Diptera; Culicidae
Exons: 3
Coding region: 129-932 (267 amino acids)
Source: RefSeq, a predicted model, not a curated record
AGUUUUUAUGUCGGGCAGCUUGCGUUGGCGGCGCUGAGGUGCGAUUUAAAUCUUUACACACGUUUUUAACGAAAUUUUGUUCGAGCAUCCAUGUCUGUUCUCUGUGAGAAAAGUGCUUGAUCGAUAAAAUGACCAAUAUCAAAGCACAUGGCCAAAUCAACGUGGUCGCAGAAGGAUUAUUCGGUUUGAAAACAUAUUCUCGCAACAGUGAUUACGGUGGCCUGCUGAGCGAAUUCUCGGAUGUUACUAGACCACGUUUUCCUCGACAGGAAGUAAAGCAUGGCGUAAAGCACACUAUCAAGGUCGAUGGGCCUCCGUGCCAUUCUAAAUUCCGCAGACUUCCACCACACAAACUCGAAGCACUUCGGAAGGAAUUGAAGCUGUUUCUAGAGCUUGGAUACAUCCGAUCCUCGAAAAGCCCGUAUUCAAGCCCGGUGCACCUAGCUACAAAAACACUGCAGAACGAUGAUGUCAAAUUCAGGCUCGUGCAAGCAGUCGCGAAUUUCCCGAAACCAGACACGGUACAGAAACUGAGACGUUUCCUUGCCCUAGUCAAUUACUAUCGCCGCUUUCUCCCACACGCUGCUGAGGCCGAAAUUCCAUUGCGCAAGCUGAUACCCUCAAACAGGAAGAACGAUAACACACCAAUCGUGUGGACAGCUGAAGCUGAAGCAGCCUUCCAAAAGUGCAAGAGGUGUUUAGUAGAAGCUACAGAACUGGAUUACUACGAUUCAGAAGCCCAAUUGUCCCUGAGGGUCGAUGCGUCCGAUUUGGCUGCCGGAGCCGUGUUGCAGCAGCGAUCCAGAGGUGCAUGGAAGCCAUUGGGAUAUUUUUCCGUGAAGUUCAACGACCGCAAACGACGUUACUCUACUUACGAUAGAGAGCUACUUGCUGUGUCUUGCAUCUUGGCGUCAAACAUUUCAAGAACGUGAUCGAAGGCUGUAAUCCGGUGAUAUUUACCGAUCACAAACCACUCACAUUUGCAUUCAAGCAUGAUGCGAACAAACCAACACCACGACAGCAGCGAAUGUUGAGUUUCAUAAGCGAGUAUACAACAGAUCUCGUUCAAAUCGCCGGUGUGGACAAUAUCCCAGCGGACGUGCUUUCACGAGUAGAGGCUAUUUGGUUGCCAUCGACGAUUAACCAAAACGAUUUCGCCAGGAAACAGGAAUCCGACGAACAACUGCAAAAUUGGCACAAGGCCAAUCCCGAUGAAAAAACUCUGAAAUUCGCUCAGCUCGGUGUUAAGCUACUUUGUCAACAUCAAGGCGAUAAAGUGCG